UUAUUGGCAACCAAAUCUAACGUUAUUGUCAGCGGUCAUGUUUUGGUGACAGGUACUGUCAUGUAAGAGCCUUGCAAAGAUUUAAUAUAAUGUAGCAUAAAAAAUCACCGUUCGAAAAUUUCCCAAUGAAAACAAACGUCGAUAAUAUCCCAGGACCAGUAGAGCCUAGGGAUGAAUACGUAGUGAAACUUCCGGUUAUAUUGGCCCUUUACACCAUUCUGCACAUAGGCAUGAUAGUGACUGGGUUUUACUACCAAGAUGCAUGUCCUGUGGAUCCACAAAUUCCACUCUUUCUCAUAUUACAAGGAAUAUUUGGCCUUCUAUCCAGGAGUUUUGGUUCCGUAAGAUAUGUGAUCACCCACAAAGACUGGUUCUUCAUAUUUCUGGUGAUUUCAUCCUUUCUCUAUGUUGCAGAAUUGAUAGUAUUCUUCUUAGGUUCUUUCUGGGUCUACAAAGAAGCCAUGCCAAGUUUCAACGAAAAAGACACUGAUCGUUAUUGUCAUAAAGGCACAUAUCUCUUUGCUUUUUGCUACAUCUCCAUUAUGUAUAGUCUCAUGAUAUUCGCGGCAUUUUUUCUUUGUUGCGCUCUUUGUCUAGCACCUUCACUUGGAAUCAACAAGGUUGCUCAGACUAAACCUUGGCAAAUUGUGGUGAUAUAGUCGAAGAAUAUAAUAUAUUAUUUUACUAGA
Molecule: messenger RNA, 689 nt
Organism: Coccinella septempunctata (seven-spotted ladybird)
Lineage: Eukaryota; Metazoa; Arthropoda; Insecta; Coleoptera; Coccinellidae
Product: transmembrane protein 272-like
Exons: 3
Coding region: 126-659 (177 amino acids)
Source: RefSeq, a predicted model, not a curated record